Messenger RNA from Hyalella azteca, 1570 nucleotides. It is a transcript of the gene Trs31, whose product is annotated as trafficking protein particle complex subunit 5-like. The coding region runs from base 79 to 672 and encodes 197 amino acids. The record is from RefSeq and is a predicted model, not a curated record. Gene Ontology annotation, biological process: endoplasmic reticulum to Golgi vesicle-mediated transport. The transcript is spliced from 4 exons. Lineage: Eukaryota; Metazoa; Arthropoda; Malacostraca; Amphipoda; Hyalellidae. Gene Ontology annotation, cellular component: TRAPPII protein complex; TRAPPIII protein complex; TRAPPI protein complex.
UUAAAUUAAUUUAUUCUUCCUACUUCUAGUUAGUCAGUGAGUUAGUUUUGCAUUCAAGAUACUUUGAAGAAAGUUGCAAUGAGUAGCUUGGGCCUUGGCAAGCAACAUCAGCAACAGUCUAAUCUGCAAAAACCCAGUCUAUUGGACAAGUCAUUAAGUAAAGGCAAGAAUGAAGUGAGCCUUACUGCUUUUGCCUUGCUCUUCUCAGAGAUGGUCCAGUACUCACACAAUCGAGUCUCAAGUGUCAAUGAACUCCAUGACAAGCUAUCAGAGAUGGGAGAGAGAGUUGGGAGUCGCAUGGUGGAGUUGCUGUUUGUACGGGAACGUGGGAGCAAGCGAGAGACCAAGCUACUCAACAUUCUGCUCUUUGUCAAGGGCACCCUCUGGAAGAGUUUGUUUGGCAAAGAGGCGGACAAGCUGGACCGCGCCACGGACGACGAACGUGUGUAUUACCUCAUGGAGAAAGAACCGCUAGUGAAUACCUACAUUUCUGUGCCCAGGGACAAAAGCUCCAUUAACUGCGCUGCUUUCAUAUCAGGCAUCAUCCAAAGCGUUCUUUCUGCUACUGGUUUUCCUGCGAAGGUGACGGCGCUGUGGCACAAGGGCACCACCUUCAUGAUCAAGUUUGAAGAUGCCGUUGUGGCGCGCGAUAAGCAACUGGAAGGCAGAUAAUCUUCACAUCUCUUCAUUCUACGUAAUGUCUAGUGGAAAUGUGCGUUAGUAUUGAGUUAGUUUUAUUGAAACUAUUGAGACAGAAAGAAAGCACCUCAACACUUAUUUGUAUCGAAAUUAUUUAUUUUAUUAGGAUUAUUAGUACUAUUAUUAUUAGUAUUAGUACUAGUAUAUUACUAGUAGUAUUAUUUUCAGUUGUGUUAUAACCUGAUAUAGGUAUAUUUAAAUGGAUGCACAGUAGCAUAACUUUUAUUAUCAAAUAUUGUGCUGUAUCCGCACUUGAUUAUUUAUUGUAUUUAUAUUAUAUCGAUGUUUUAAUCAUUCUUGAUCUCUUGCAUGACUGCCAUGAGGUAGAUGUUUGUUUCCAUUCCUGAAAUUUUCAUCCGAUUGACACAUUAAUUGCGAUACGAUAUAGUUACGAUUGACACAUUAAUUGUUAAUAAAGUUUUCUGUCUUGCUUAGACUGCCUCGCUCCGUCUCAAACGAGUAAUUAUUUCAUUAAUUUUCUUGAAUAUCAAAUUAAAAGAGGUGGAGAAAAUGCAAAAUAAAAUUAAUUAAACGAUGAAAAUAUGGUAAGUAAUUUUUGUGUCUGUUUAAAAUUCGUGGUUCCUUCUCGAUUAUUUACAAUUUAGUUCAUUGUUUUCUCUGUACGGUCAUAUGUGGAUUGAUCCUUGAGUUGUUUUUUCGAUCUAACGAGGCGUUAUAGUUGAUAUUUUUCAUCGGAAAAUUAAUUUUCAUACUUUAUUGAUGUAGUUCCUGAAAUAAAUAGUUCUGAAAUAUAUUAUAAGCGAUAUAUUAGACUUUAAAAUUUAGCAAAAAUUCUGUACAUUAAUACACAAUAGUUUGAACAUAUAGGUACAUCAAUAAUAAUAAAAAUACUGAAAUUGUCUAAGAAUCA